AUGGCAAAAUUCUCGCUUGAAGACGGAGAAGGGUCAAGCUGUCCAAGGCCAAAAAGACAAAGAUCCUCUUCUCCCUCUUCUCCUCAUCCUGAAUUUACUAGGGAAGAAAUUAUUUGUGAGGAAGAAGAAUCUGACGACGAUGAAGAAGAGGAUGAAGACACAAGUGAUGAAAGUGAAGAAGAAGAAGAUGAGGAGGAGCAACAGGUGGUAGAAAUAGCGAGACCACGACCACCACCAGCACAACAACAACAGCCUCCAGCACAACAACCACCACGGCAGCAAGAAUAUAACCAGAUGGCAAUUCUGGGACUACAACAACCUCGACCCAGAUUGAUUGAGGGCUCAUUCAUUCUAGGACCUAAUCUUGUGCGGCCCAGCAGAAAUGGUGCUAUUUGUGUAAUUUUAUCAGACCCAGAAGUUCUUGAUUGUCCCAUCUGCUGUGAAACCUUGAGCAUUCCUGUUUUUCAGUGUGAGAAUGGACAUACUGCUUGCUCUUCAUGCAGCGAAAAACUUCUACAUAAAUGUCCUUCCUGUGCUAUGCCUAUUGGCUAUAACCGCUGUCGUGCCAUUGAGAAGGUUCUGGAAUCACUGAAAACACAAUGCUCCAAUUGGAGGUAUGGGUGCAAAGAAGACAUUUGUUUCAGUAAGAAAUACGAACAUGAUAAGAGUUGCAGCCAUGCUCCAUGUACAUGCCCCCUGUCAGGUUGCAACUUCCAGGGUUCAUCUAAGCAAUUGUACGUACACUGUAGGAGUAAACAUUUAGGGGAACUAAGAGGUUUCCAAUUCAAUGCCAUCUUCCCUCUUUUCUUUACUGUUAAUGACAAAUUCCGUGUCCUUCACGAAGAUAAAGAAGGUGUUUUGUUCAUUCUGAAUAAUAGAUCGGAUUUUCUUGGAAACGUGAUCACUGUUAGUUGUAUGGGGCCUUCUUCAUCAAAGCAAGGGUACUUUUACGAACUUACGGCAAAAGCAGAGGGAAGCAGUAUAAGAUUCCAAUCUUCCACAAGAAAUGUUCAAACCAGAGUUGAUCACCCUCCAUCGUUGGGGUUCCUUCUAGUCCCAAAUGAUUUUGUUGGUACUUAUGGGCAGAUCACAUUGGACAUCUGCAUAUGGCGUCUUGGCUCACGUCCUGCCAUAAGCUCUGUGUAA
Dovyalis caffra is the source of this 1146-nucleotide messenger RNA. Lineage: Eukaryota; Viridiplantae; Streptophyta; Magnoliopsida; Malpighiales; Salicaceae. The record is from the annotation of a GenBank genome assembly.